Magallana angulata is the source of this 2461-nucleotide messenger RNA. RefSeq lists its product as uncharacterized. The record is from RefSeq and is a predicted model, not a curated record. NCBI's taxonomy places the organism in Eukaryota, Metazoa, Mollusca, Bivalvia, Ostreida, Ostreidae. The transcript is spliced from 12 exons. The coding region runs from base 251 to 2461 and encodes 736 amino acids.
AAUUAUUAUUUUGGUGUUCCUAAAAUUCAAUCGAGAAUUUGGUAAAAUAUGUUUCUUAUACAUUAUCUUAUCAUUUAAACUUAAGUUAUGAUGUAUUUUUUCCAUUAAAAUUAAAAAUUGUUAGACAAUAUGAAAUUAGGUCUUCCCGUACUUUAUUUCUCCGACAUAAUUUCCGUAUGCAAUGACCUUUGAGUUGAACUCAUUCGGCAAAUCAAAUGCGCAAGCGCAAUAUUUCCGGUAAACAGAAAAGAUGUCGGACACUACAGGUUUGAAGCGAGGGAGAAAGCCGACUUUGACUGAUUCGGGAAGAAAAAGACGACGGACGGAAAUAAAUGCAAAAAAUAAUAAGAACAGAAUUUACAUCGGUAACCAGUACGAUCGCUGGAUGGAAGUAAAGUGUGCGCUUCGUCUUCAAUCUAACGCUGAAGUGGCAAAGAUACUGCUUGAUAAGUUUGAACAACCAACCAGCCCUGCACCUACUCAUGAAAUUUCUGGGAAGACUUCCAACAACUUGAUAACAUCAACCCCUGGGCCAAUGAAAUCUACAAUAAUGAUUAAGCCUCUCCAUUUAUCUGGUGUGUCUGAAAUAUCGUCAUCAGAAAGCGAACUUGGAAGAAACUCUGUGGAUGAGACCCAUAUGUCUGGGAUAGAGGAAAUAUGUAAAAAAGGAGAGUCUUUGGUGGAAAAUACACAAAGCAGCUUUAUAAACCCAUUUGACCUUACCAUUUCUGAGGGUAAUCAUGAAUCAGAAGAUGACGAUAAUUAUUCUGAUGCAGACUACGAGCCAAGUUUUGAUUUGACUUUUAGACAAGAUCAUGGUAUUCCGUCAGAGUCAGAAGAUGAAGAAAUUGAAGAGGAACAAGACCAUUUCCAUGAACAGGAUGAUGAUGCAUGCAUUGAUAAAAUAACAUGCGAGACCGAAGUCAAUACUUUCUUGGAAGACAGACCAUUCAUAUCAUACCAAAGUUCAAUCUAUAACUUGGCUAAAACUCACAUACCCCCUUUUUGCACUGUAAAGGGAUGUUCAAUGCCAGUGGCAAUUAGAACAGAAGUGAUUUCCUCAGCUUUAUAUUUAAAAUGGGUUUGCCAAAGUGAUCAUCUUGUCCAUAAGUGGUGUUCACAGCCCAUCUUAAAUAGAAGAUUACACAGUGGUGACUUGGUAUUUGCCGCAGGUAUCUUGCUGUCGGGUAACAAUUACCAAAAAAUUUCCGACUUCGCCAAGUUUAUCAAAUUGCCUAUUUUAUGCAAUUCAUCAUACCUAAAAAUACAGAGGACAUACCUUGUGCCAUCAAUUGAUAGUUUUUGGGCUCAAUCCCAGGACAUUGUUUUACAAGAGUUCCAAGAUAAAGAAAUAGUAAUAUUGGGUGACGGUAGAAUGGACAGCCCUGGCCAUUGUGUGCAGUUCUGCUCAUACACAUUUAUGGAGUAUGAAACAAAGAAAAUAUUGUCAAUAGUUACCAUGGAUAAGAGGAUGACAGAUAAGAAGAGCACUGUUCUUGAGAAAGCCUGCUUUUUGAAAGGAUUAAGAGAAUUGCUUGCCAAAAAUCUGAAAGUGGUGGAGGUUGUUACUGAUGCUCACCCACAAAUCGAAUCACUGAUGAAAAAAGAUUUCAGUAACAUAAAGCAUUCCUUCGAUAUAUGGCAUGGGGCGAAAAACCUUGGGAAAAAGAUUGUGAAGGUUGCCCAAGAACAGAAUACAAACAGACCUCUACUCGAAUGGUCCAGUGAUGUAGUUAAUCAUUUUUGGCAUUGUGCUGAUAUAUCUAAAACUACGGAAGAGUUUGUGGGAAUAUGGUAUGGGAUCUUGCACCAUACUGUUAAUGAGCAUCAAUGGAUGAUUUCUUAUGGUGACAAUGUACCAAAUGAAUGCCAACAUGGACCACUGUCAUCUGAACGUGACAAGGGAUGGCUCAAGGGUGCGACUCCUCCUCAUGACGCAUUGAUAAAGAUAGUGAUGGACAAACACUUACUUCGGAAAAUACCCUACUAUCUCCAUUGCAGGAGCACAGCCGAAUUGGAGAACUUCCAUGACGUCAUAUUGAAAUAUGCCUCUAAGCGCCACUCUUAUGGUCCACUAACAUACAAUGCCAGAAAUGAGUUAGCAGCAAUUGACCAUAAUGCACACUGCGAAAGGGAAGUUGUGGUGAAUAAAGAUGGGAGUAAACGACUUCAAAGGUACUACAGCAAAAAGGGAGGAAGAUGGACUGUGAAUGAGGUUAAGGCACAAAAAAAGUAUCCUUAUAUUUCGGAUUUACUGAGACAAAUUCUAAUGAAAAGGCUUUCUGAUGAUAUUGGCAUGAACAGGAAUGUGAUCUUAGAAGCAUCUGAUCCUAGGAGACUAUCAGCAACCAUUGCUCCUAUACCUCCUCCUCCAACGCAAGAUCUGAUGGCUGAGAAGAUCUCUAGAUUUAACAGGGAAGACCCGGACAAGACAAUAGACUAUGAUUGGCAAUGUAGUUAA